CAUCGAUGGCUCGCCAAAAUAUCUAAAUGGCAGCCAAUCGUUCCUCCGCCAAUCGAGUUGCUGAAGGAGUGCAAUAAAUAUGAAUUAAAUGGCAGUGGCCCACAGUGAGGCAGCAAUCGCAGCAGCAGCAGCAGCGGAUGCAGCAGCAGCACUUGAACAUUAGCAGCCAUCGAAGCUCGGAGGAGUUGCCCACUUUCCCCAUCCCCGGAGAUCCCAGUUGCUGGUAACAGCCAUGAACUCCAAUUCUUGCAGCGACAGCAGCAACGAGUCCAUGGUCAAUCCGGCCCACAUUCAGAUGAACUUUGGCCAGCAGCAAUUGCAAUCGCAGUCGCAAUCGCAAUCGCAGAUACAACAACAGCCAUUAGCAAUUCAAGGACAACAGCAGCAGGAGCGAUAUGUGUGGGAAAUGCGCACCCGUAGUCCAAAUGUGACGCCAGCCAGCACGGUGCUCAAUUCGCCGGAUCUCAAUGCCGAGCUAUCUUACGUACCGCUGCAGGGUCUUUCGCCAACCGAUGGCGGCGGUCAAGUGCCCAGCGGUUAUGGUUCGAAUGCUGGGCGGGAUUCCAGUGGAUACUACUACCAGCGACCGCAUUUGCAUCAAAUCCGGUUGGGCAGAAGUCCGGGCAGUCAGUUUGAGUCACGGGAUGUCCUGCCGCAGGGUUUAGCAAGUCCCGGCUCGCCAACGGAUGUGGGCAAGGCAGAUGGUCAGUGCCUGCGGGAUGGCGAAAUUGUGGUCUUCGACGACAUCGACACCAAUUGGAUGAAUAAGGCUUCGAGUGGCCAGAGACCGGGCAGCAAUGAGGAUGUCCUCAAGGUGACCAAAAUGAUUGGCCAACUGCCGAUAGCCGAAUAUGAGGGCUCGCCGCGACGAUUCGGAAGUCAACCGAACUCCAAUUCGACUUCGAAUACGAUCACCUUGGGUGGUCCACGAAAACGUCCGCCGGGCUUUCCGCAAAGGGUUUCACCCACGACCAGUGGUGGUAAUACGAAUUCAACUACCUCGGCCAAAGCAUCCGUGGGCAACCUCAUCGAUUUGAUCGACCACGAGGAGGAGCGGUCACGCGAGAAGACGCCAACCUUCGAUUACCUGUACGAAUUCUCAGAGACGCGAAAGGUGCUGGAGGAGUUCUUCAAAGCGAAUCCGGAGGAUGAGAAGCGGUAUACGGACUGCACUACGGAAAGCGGCGACGAUGGGGCCAGUUCGCAGCAACAGGAGUACCCAGCCACACCCUUGGAGCAGGCUUAUAUUGGCCAGCGACUGGCGAGAAUACCCAAAGAUGAGCUCUACAUGGUGCACCGCUCGCCCGUAAGAAAGCUACCAAGUGACCAAAAUCCGGUGACGGCCUACCAGGAGCACAAUGACAUCGAGUUGUAUAUCGAUUCGAAUAGUCGCAGUAGCGGCGAUUUAGCGGACACGGAACUGGAGGCCAAUUUGCGUCGGCACUCGCGGAACUUCACUCUUUCGCCGGAGACGACGGACUACGAUUCGAAUUGCGGCGAUCUGGAUAGCUUGUCCAACGAUAUCAACUGCCCCACGGAUUAUGGUAAACUGUAUACGAGCAUGCCUGUCUUGGAAGAUGGCCUAAGCAGCGGCCAUGCGUCCGAUACGGAGAACAAUGUAUCCGUGGUCUGUGACAAGCAGCAGUCGUCCCAGUCCCAGUCGCAAUCCCAAUCACAAUCCCAAUCUCAGCCCAUCACGCACGAGCACAACGGGAAUGGUGAGCGGUUGGAGAACGACUACAAUGUGAUGAGUGCCAGCAUGGCGACGUUGACCACAGAUGCCUCGCAGUCGGCGCUGAUAAGUGAUUUUGCCUCGCUGCCAAUGCCACCGGCACCGCCUCCAUCGUCGCCGCCCCAAAUCGAGAUAGCGGAUGCCAGUGAAUCCAUUGCCAUGGCCACAGAAGUAGAUAAUCCGCUGGACAGUCACUACGGUGCCGUUUAUGCGGCUGCUUUGGCUGGUUCACUAACCGAUAAAUCUGCAGGAUCUGGACUGGGAGUGGUUGGUGCGUCUGUGGUGAAUGCCGGUGGUUCGCUGCCAUCGCAGGCUGCGGCUGCCACGGAAAUCCAGGAGGCCAUGAAGGAGAUACGUUCCGCUCUGCAGCGUGCUAAAACGCAGCCGGAAAAGUUAAAGUUCUGCGACGAAGUGCUGCCCACGGAUCCGGACUCGCCCGUUUGGGUGCCACGAAAAACAACCUCCGUCUCGGCGGUUCAAGUGGCGGAAGAGGAACCGGAUACGGAUCUGGAAACGGAUCGAUUGCUGGGUCAACAGCGGCACGACGAGCCAGACUUUUUCGCCGAUCAACCCCUGGCGGACAGCAAUGCCAACGAAGGAAACGAAAUCGCCAGCAAUGGACACCUCAAUGGCGCGGCGGACAACAACAAUCCGAAUCCAAUGAUUAAUACCAAGCCGCAGACCUACCCAACCGCCACGAUUCGACAGGGCAUUGGUACCUCACUGACGCCCAAUUCGCCGGACAUUUGCCAGAUUGUUGGCACGGCGGACAUCUCCAUUAGUUCCCCGGAAAAACUGCAGUUUAGCAAAAGUCCCACGGGAUCUAUCAAGUCGCUGAAGGAUUCGGCCAAUUCCGAUAAGAAGGCCAAGUCGCGCAACAAGGAGGGUCUCUUGGAACCCAAAGUUCUCAUUGAGGGUGUGCUAUUCCGUGCCCGAUACCUUGGAUCCACUCAAUUGGUCUGCGAAGGCCAGCCGACCAAGUCGACCAGGAUGAUGCAGGCCGAGGAGGCCGUCUCCAGGAUCAAGGCUUUGGCCCCCGAGGGCGAAAGCCAGCCGAGCACUGAAGUGGACCUGUUCAUAUCAACCGAGAAGAUAAUGGUGCUGAACACCGAUCUCAAGGAGAUCAUGAUGGACCAUGCGCUGCGUACUAUAUCCUAUAUAGCCGAUAUUGGCGAUCUGGUUGUGCUGAUGGCUCGUCGAAGAUUUGUGCCCAACAGCGUGGUGGAUCCAGCGACCGCCAGUCCCUUGGGCGAUGCCCCCAGUCCGGGAAUGGGCGAGGAUGAGUCGCCACCAAAGGAAUCGCUCAGCAAGCACAAUCGAACGCCCAAAAUGAUCUGCCACGUGUUCGAGAGCGAUGAGGCGCAGUUUAUAGCCCAGUCGAUUGGGCAAGCCUUUCAGGUGGCCUACAUGGAGUUCCUGAAGGCGAACGGUAUCGAAAACGAGAGCCUGGCCAAGGAGAUGGACUACCAGGAGGUGCUCAAUAGCCAGGAGAUCUUCGGCGAUGAGCUGGAGAUCUUCGCCAAGAAGGAGCUGCAAAAGGAGGUGGUGGUGCCGAAGGCCAAGGGCGAAAUCCUGGGCGUGGUGAUCGUGGAGAGUGGCUGGGGUUCCAUGCUGCCCACCGUCGUGAUUGCCAACCUGAUGAGCUCCGGAGCAGCUGCCCGUUGCGGUCAGCUGAACAUCGGCGACCAGCUGAUCGCCAUCAAUGGCAUGAGCCUGGUGGGACUUCCACUGUCCACCUGCCAGAGCUACAUUCGCAAUGCCAAGAAUCAAACUGCCGUCAAGUUCACCGUUGUGCCCUGUCCGCCCGUCGUCGAGGUGAAGAUCCUGCGACCCAAGGCCCUCUUUCAGUUGGGUUUUAGUGUUCAAAAUGGCGUGAUCUGCAGCCUUUUGCGUGGAGGAAUCGCAGAGCGCGGUGGAGUACGCGUUGGCCACCGCAUAAUUGAGAUUAACAACCAAAGCGUUGUGGCCGUUCCACACGAUACCAUUGUCAAGCUGUUGUCAUCCUCAGUGGGCGAGAUCCUGAUGAAGACGAUGCCCACGUCCAUGUUUCGUUUGCUCACCGGCCAGGAAACGCCUAUCUAUAUAUAAAUAUAUGCUACUGCUCACACGCCAGCGCUGGAAUCGAAAAACAAAACUAUAAAUUCGUCAACUGCAACACGAUCAGCUUUAUGAUUUAUUUAAAUUGAUUCGAAAAUAGACCAAUAUUCGGCGGUCGAUUAGCCUUUAGGUUGAUAAAUUGUUCAUGGACUUUUACAAAGUCUUUAUACAAGGAUAUUGUUAUUCAAAUGAUUAGUUCAUUUGGUAAAGAAUUUGAAAAUUGGUAAAUCCAUUUAUGCCUUAAAUGAGAUUAAAUUCUUAUCGAGAAAUCGUGCAACUGCCCAGAAUGGAUAAACUGCGAUGGAGAUUAUUAUUAUUCCGGUACAAUUGUUUUCUUUUCGGUUAUUAUACCACCUUUGUAUAUGAAAGACUGAAUUUAAAGCCAGUGCAAGUGUACGUGAGCAGUCAUUGUAAAGUAUUUGAAAAAAAUUUGUAAGCCCAAUGUCCCAAAACAAAAAAAAACCCCAACCUUCCCAAUAUUCCCUCGCAUCCAGUAGCUUAAGCAUUCGAUUGAAUUUACUUGCAAGCAAUUAUUUAUGAUAUGAUCUAAUCCAUUAUUUGUCAUGUAAAUUAACCGUACUUUAGUUCUUUAACUACAUUUAUAAUUUUCGAUAAAAAGAAACAAAAAGCAACACACCUUAUGCCAAAAAAGAGUUAGAUUUCGUUACACUUAUUAUUGUAUAGAGCCGUUGCGGAUGAUAAUUGCAAUACAAUUACCGAUAUUUAUAAUUUAAAAAAAAUAGCCUUAGAAAGACGAAGCCAUGCCUGCAAAACAACAAACAAAAUAAAUGCAUUUAAACGCGUCAGAAUUAACAAACAAAAAUGAAGCGCAUAUUGAUUCUAAUUGUAUAUGUCUGUACAAGAAAUCUGCACAUUUAUCGAUCGAUUAUUGCCAUAUACAUAACGAUAUAUGCUCGUACAUAAAAUAUGAUAAAUUUAAAGCGAAAACAAUAAGCAAAACAGCAAAAGUAAUACAAAGAACAAUAAUUUCAGCAUUGUCUAGUUUCUGUUAAGCGAGGGCAUAAAUGUAUAAGAAAGAGACGAAGCUACAUAAAAGACAGAAACGGCGCCACAUGGAGCGAAAGAGAGAGAGAGAGCUUAUUUUUGCAUACUUUAAAAAGCGACAAACAAAAGGCAAAUAAACCACAAAAGCAAAUAAUAAAAACCAUUAUGUAUACAUAUGUAUGUUAUUAAUCUAAAAGGACUAAAUGACUAAACUAAAAGAAUAUUUUAAAUAUUUCAAGUGCAGGUAACAACAAAAGACGCAAGCUAAUAAUAUUUAUAUAAAUAUAUUUAUAUAUAAUACUUCUGAACGCCAUUCAGAAGCGCAGGUGCAAACUUUUUGAAAAACACUGAAACACGCAGCCACAAAAAUUGAUAAAUACAUUUCUAAGCUACUCGGGACACGGCAACAACACUAAGGAACCCACUAAAGAACUCUCUGCUACUGCGCCUCUAACUAACUUCUUAAACCAAACACUAAUCGUAUACUACUAAUGCAAUUUAUUAUUAAUACUUAACACGUGACCGAUUACAAACAACAGCGAGAAACAAAAAUAAACUACAUUUAUACACAAAA
Messenger RNA from Drosophila ficusphila, 5408 nucleotides. RefSeq lists its product as uncharacterized. The record is from RefSeq and is a predicted model, not a curated record. Gene Ontology annotation, molecular function: protein binding. Bases 233 to 3820 code for a protein of 1195 amino acids. Gene Ontology annotation, cellular component: cytoplasm; dendritic spine; plasma membrane. Gene Ontology annotation, biological process: chemical synaptic transmission. Lineage: Eukaryota; Metazoa; Arthropoda; Insecta; Diptera; Drosophilidae. The transcript is spliced from 12 exons.